CGUUGUUCACCCUCACCUGCAGGUAACUAUAGCAGGAGAGAUAUCAGAUAAUCGGAAUUUCAUUUUUCAAUUAAAAAUAACAAAAAAACUGCCCGGAAACUAGGGCUCGGAAAUCACUUUAGCAGUUCAGCUUAUCGACGUUACUCAGACACUCACUAUAACAUAACAUUCUUGUGCUCGCUUCUCUCUCUCUCUCCCCGACAACGCAGUUCUUUCGAUUUCUCUCUCUACAAAGGGAUAUGUCUUCUGAUACUGCGAAGGAAAAUGCUUCGGUAGUUGAUUCGUCAGUGACGGAAUGGAAACAGGACAUGGGGAAUUCAGAUGAUCCUGGUAAAUUAAAUGAUGAAGAGAGCUCAAGUUAUAAAGGUGACCAUAAUGGUGAUCCUUCUAGGGAAAAGCAAGUGGUUGAAAAUCAUGAAUGUGUUGCUGAUUCAACUGCAACCAAAAGGGGUAAAUUGUAUGACACUAGGUAUUUUAUCAUAAAGAGUUUGAAUCAUCAGAACAUCCAACUAUCCGUUGAGAAAGAAAUUUGGGCUACUCAAGUCAUGAAUGAACCAAUUCUGGAAGAAGCCUUUCAUAAUUCUAGUAGAGUAAUCUUAAUAUUUAGUGUCAACAUGAGUGGUUUCUUCCAAGGGUAUGCCCAAAUGAUGUCUUCUGUUGGGUGGAGGCGAGAUAAUGUUUGGAGCCAAGGGAGUGGUAAAUCUAAUCCUUGGGGACGCAGUUUUAAGGUCAAAUGGCUACAGUUAAAUGACCUACCUUUCCAAAAAACUCUUCAUCUCAAGAACCCGUUAAAUGACUAUAAACCAGUAAAAAUUAGCAGAGACUGUCAGGAGUUAUCUCCCGAUAUUGGAGAAGCUCUCUGUGAGCUUCUUGAUGGCAAGAGUAAUUUUGAUAGCCUGCAGAUUAGGGAUGAAUAUCGUUCGAAAAGGCCCUGUAUGGAACCUCCGUGUUCAUUAGGAGAUGAAGAGUAUAAUGCGCCCCCAGUGCAUCCUUCAUGGUCUCAGUCACCCAUGCUUUAUUCUUCAUUAAUGUACCAACAUCAGACUGAAGCCAUUAGAUAUCAGUUAGCCCAUGGCAGAACUAGUGGGGUUACAUUUCCUGGAAACUUUAAUGUAAAUUCUGCAGCGUCAAAAGUUACAAGGAUGAAACACUCUUCCAACAAUGGGUAUCUUCCUAAUACACAAAUGGAUAGGGAUGUGGCUUCUCGAUUUGAUUUGUGGGGCAUUAGUGCAGAAAGCCCCCGGGCUAGUGUUCUGACAGAGGACGACUUUCUUGAAAUGUCUUACGAAGAAUACCUCGAGGCUCAUAGCAGAAGCAGCAAACAAUUAUGUCUUCCUGCUUCUGGACCUUCACGAAUGAAAGAGGACUCGUCAAGAAGCAAAAAGCAGGACGAAGAUUUAAGCUCGAGUUAUGGAAGUGACAGGGGAUGCUCAAGGAAGAGGACUCAUCAUUCAUCCCAGAAAUAAUAAACUCCUAGUGUACUUUUGUGUUUUUUUUUUUAAUUUUUAAUUUUUUUUUAAUUUUUUAAUGGUAGUGUUAUCCUAAUCCCUAGAAUUGGGACUUGUUUUGUUGUUAUAUGUUGUACAAAUGUGUACCUUAUAAUGACGAUUCGUAACAACAAUUUACUGAGGUUCGUUAGCCAACCUGUACAUAAAUUGAAUUGGCUUCAUUGCCCCUACUUUUACGUUUU
This is a messenger RNA of Morus notabilis, 1690 nucleotides long. Its product is annotated as YTH domain-containing protein 1. The record is from RefSeq and is a predicted model, not a curated record. Gene Ontology annotation, biological process: mRNA splicing, via spliceosome; regulation of mRNA splicing, via spliceosome. The transcript has 9 exons. Lineage: Eukaryota; Viridiplantae; Streptophyta; Magnoliopsida; Rosales; Moraceae. Bases 240 to 1466 code for a protein of 408 amino acids. Gene Ontology annotation, cellular component: nucleoplasm. Gene Ontology annotation, molecular function: N6-methyladenosine-containing RNA reader activity; mRNA binding.